This is a messenger RNA of Hydatigera taeniaeformis, 8364 nucleotides long. Lineage: Eukaryota; Metazoa; Platyhelminthes; Cestoda; Cyclophyllidea; Taeniidae. The record is from the annotation of a GenBank genome assembly.
AUGUACGCAGAGGCAAACCCUGCCGGAGGAUACUUCGAGAAUUACGACGAUCCUGGCGACGGUUAUGUGGACGAGGAGGAGGAGGGCGAGAUUCCAUUGGCCGAACGCGAAUUGGCUGAAGACGCAGAGUGGAAGCUGAUUCAAAAGAACACCUUUACUAGAUGGGCCAACGAGCACUUGAAGAAUAAAAGCACUUCAGUAGACGACAUUCAGUUUGAUUUCGCCGAUGGUUUAAGAUUGAUUGAUCUGAUUGAAUCGCUCUCGGGCCAGAAGUUUCGUCAUGUUAAUCGAAAACCAAGUUUUCGUACCCAGAAGUUAGAGAAUGUAACGAUGGUGCUGAGAUUUUUGGAAGAGCAGGAGGGCCUACGGCUGGUCAAUAUAGAUAGUACCGACAUUGUCGACUGUCGAUUGAAGCUUAUUUUGGGAUUGAUUUGGACCCUCAUUCUUCACUACUCCAUCACGCUGCCACUAUGGGAGGGCGAAGACUAUAAUCAGGGCAGUUCUGGUCCCACUCCCAAACAGCGGCUACUCGCUUGGCUUAACUCUAAGCUGAUGGAGCGUCCAGUGAAGAACUUCACCACUGACUGGAACGACGGUACCGCGAUCGGUGCGCUGGUUGAUGCCUGCGCUCCGGGUCUGUGCCCUGACUGGAGGGACUGGGAGCCGAAACAGAAGUUGCGCAACGCCACCGAGGCUAUGAAUGCUGCGGAACAGUGGUUGGAUGUGCCCCAACUCAUCAGACCUGAGGAGAUGAUUAAUCCUCGAGUCGAUGAGAAAGCCAUGAUGACGUACUUGAGUCAAUUUCCCAGUGCCAAGUUAAAGGAUGGUGCUCCUCUACGACCACGUGCCAAUCCAGCCAGUGUGAGAGCUUAUGGUCCAGCCUCACCACCGGAAGCAUACGUGAGGGGAGGUUCAAGUUUUGCCUGGGUUACACCCAACACCCUAGGGUCCAAUCAUAUCCGCCGGCAGCCAGCUGAGCAUGAAAGCUCUUAUCUUGCCUCAGGGUUUCAGUAUCUCAUCGAGGUCAGUGUUAAUCACGCAGUCUUGGCUGAAACCGCGCGUCGAUUUUGUCAUCAGCGGUGGCCUCGACACAAGGGAGAGGGUAAACAUCACGACAGUGUGGAAUUUCGUGGUCUGGCGGUGUGCGCCUGUUUCUCACGACAGCGCUUUGCUUGCCUCCUCUUCCUCCUUGGCCCUCGGUCACCGGCGCCAAGGACACAAUUUAAAGUGUUUGCAGAUAACGACACCGACAUUGAUUGGGAGUUGCCUGACAAUCAUCUUAGUACCAGUCUUGAGCCUCGUGGAAAUAAGGUGGGAAUGUCGGCACGAUUUACGAUUGACGCCUCCUCGGCUGGAAAGGGUUCUGUCGAGGUGAUUGUUCUCAAUCCAAAAGGUCAACGAGAACCGUGUGACAUCGUUCCAAACAUGGACAGACCGAACACCUACUCCUGUGCCUAUGUGCCAACUCAAGCAGGGGAGUACAGAGUCAUAAUCAAAUUUGCCACCAAGGAGAUCAUGAAUUCACCCUUCAAGGUCAUGGUUGAAGGGGCUGCAGAUCCAAGUAAGGCCUCCGCCUCUGGACCCGGUAUUGAACCACAAGGCAAUCAAGUGGGACGUAGAACCUUCUUCAACAUCUUCACUACCGUUGAGGUAGAAAAGGAGGGUGCUGGGGAAGGCAUCGCUGAUUGUGUUAUAUUGGAUCCCCAAGGGCGACAGGAUGUCAUCAAGCCCAACAUCACUCGUCAAAGUGAGGACAACUACUUAGUGGAGUACACACCUAAGGUGGAGGGUCUGCACUCCGUGAACGUCUUCUUCGCGGGUCAACAAAUUCCCAACUCACCUUUCGGUGUAAUGGUCGGACCGCAGGCAGUAGCUUCACCAAGGAAACCUUCUUUACCACAACAUGCAGCUAUGCAAGAAGCAAACACCCCUCAGCAGCCACAGAUGAAGGAGGUUGUAAAAGGUUCGUUCAUCGCUUCCACUUUAGUUCCUCCGCCACCUCCUCCUCCUCACCUUGAAGGAUAUGGAGGAGGUGGUCUCAACACUCCAUUGAUAAUUAAAAAUUUGCCUUAUUUCUUUCAACUCAUUUUGCCAGACCUUAAGACCCUCUUUGGUCGUAAGCAACCCCAGGAGGGGAGCACUGAAUAUCUACAAGAAGGUCCAAUUGACGUUGCUGGUGUAAAACCACUGACCGCUACAAAAACGCCAGUUUUGGCAUCAGAGCCACCAAUUAGUUCACUCAAGCGUCCGAGCAAUCAAAUAGCGCCACCUUGGCAGCCAGCAUGUGACGCUAAACAGGCCUAUGCAACGGGUCGUGGCAUUCAGCCUCAUGGAGUUAGAGUGCAGGAUCUCGCGGACUUUAAAGUACAUACUGAAGAUGCUGGUGAAGGUGUGGUCGAAGCUGCGGUCGUUGGACCAAAUGGCCGUGAGGAGAAGUGUCAACAGAGAAAGAUAGGGCCAUACACAUACGAAUGCGUCUACACCCCACAACAGGCUGGACCGCAUACUGUCAAUGUGCGCUACGGCGGUGAUCACAUCAUGUUGAGUCCCUUCAAGGUGGAUGUGGCACCCUACAAGGAGACUCGAAUUCGUGCCUUUGGUCCUGGCCUUGUCAGUGGUAUUGUCAACAAGCCGGCUGUCUUUGUGGUGGAGACCAAUGGAGAGACGGGAGCUCUAGGCUUCUCGAUUGAGGGCCCAAGUGAGGCUCGAAUUGACUGCGCGGAUAAUGGAGAUGGCUCUGCAACAGUGGUCUACUGGCCGACUGUCCCGGGUGAAUAUGCUGUCCAUAUCCUCUGCAACGACGAGAACAUUCCUAAAUCGCCAUACAUGGUACCAAUUUCAGCUGACACCGGAAAAUGCGAUCCCAAUGCGGUUAAGUGCUACGGUCCUGGUCUCUCACCUGGGGUGGUGGCCGGUAUCCCCACAGAGUUCACCAUUGAUGCGCGUGACGCGGGUGGACCAGCACCCUUUGGCUGCGAGUUGCGGGACGAGACUGGUGAACCAGUCCCAAUUCGAGUGCGUGACAACGGCGAUCUUACCGCCACCUGCACCUACACGGCAAAACGACCCAAGAAACACACUGUCAUACCUACCUACAACGGCGUUGCCGUACCACGUGCGCCUUUCAGGGUAGACGUUGCAGAGCCCUGUAACCCUGGGAACGUUCGUGUAUACGGUCCAGGGGUUGAGUCCAUCACGCGAAACGAGCCAACUCACUUCACCGUGGACUGCAGACAAGCAGGACCUGGUAACGUCGGUAUUAGUGUCAGAGAUGAGGCUGGACGUGAUGUUCCCAUGGACACAAAGGACAUGCGGGAUGGCACGUUUAAAGUGUCCUAUACACCUACUACUGCUGGACCGACUUAUACUGUUCAAGUUUUCUUCGAGAACACCGAAGUCCCCAGAAGUCCUUUCAAAGUGCCUGUUAAACCGAAUGUGGAUAUGAGCCGAGUGCGAGUUGAUGGAUUGCCAUCAACCAUUCCUGUUGGUAAACCGACGACAUUCGACGUUGUGACGGCAGGCGCUGGUCCACCCAGUGCUCCUAAACCUCGACCUAAUGUGAUCGUCAAGGCCCCCAACGGAAUGAGAGUACCAAGUCAACUAAUUGAAUCGCCUGAUGGCUAUGAGGCAACCUUUACUCCCACACAAGCUGGUCCACAUCAAGUAGCUGUCGAUGUGGCCGGAGCUCCGGUUAGGGGAUCGCCCUUUCCCUGCAGUGCAGUACCCACUCAGGAAGCACCUAUCACUACCGCUAAGCAGCCUGCAGCUUUCGCAGCUCAGCAAGAUCCAUCCGGUCUUGUUCGAGCCUAUGGCGACGGUUUGCGUCGGGCCACUGCUAAUUUACCAGCCCACUUCACCAUCGAUAGUCGUGAGGCUCCACCUGCACCACUUUCGGUGACUAUUGAGGGUCCAGCAGAAGCACAGAUCAACUACACCGAUAACGGAGAUGGGACCUGUGGUGUGGACUACCUACCUGUGGAACCGGGUCCUUACACCGUUAAUGUCCUCUAUAAGGAUAAGCAUGUUCCCGGCAGUCCCUUCCCCGUUCAAGUUACUCCCUCUGGAAGGGACAUGGUGGAUGUGUCAAAAGUUAGAGCCUAUGGUCCUGGACUUCAACCCACGGGUGUAUUCAAGGAGUCCUUCGCAAAAUUCACAGUGGAUGCCAAACCCAUUGAUCCUGCCGGUCGCGGUGUUGUAAAAGCCAUUGUCGUCGACCCAAUGAAACAGAGGACAGCCUGCAUCGUCCAAAACCAAGGUGAUGGAACGUACAAAUGCAGCUACUCACCCCUUCUUGACGGUCUGCAUCAAGUGGAAGUAUUCUACGAUGGAAUGCCAGUUCCUGGAAGUCCAUUCAAAGUUCAUGUCACACCAGGAUGUGAUCCGUCAAGAGUGCGCGCCUAUGGACCAGGCUUGGAAGGUGGCUAUACUCACGAACCUCAACACUUCACCAUCGAUCUGGAUGGUGCUGGUCAAGGUGGUCUCGGAUUGGCGCUUGAGGGUCCUGCCGACGCUCAAAUCAACUGUGUGGACAACAAGGAUGGCACAUGCUCUGUGGAAUAUCUUCCAACCAAAGCUGGCAACUACGAUAUGUUUAUCAAACUCAACGAUAUGGAUAUUCCUGGCAGUCCAUUUAGCAUCCCCAUUCGUGACAGAGUCGACCCCAAUAAGGUACGAUGCUACGGUCCAGGGUUGGAACCCAAUGGUGCCAGAGCUGGCGUUCCGGCCACAUUCACCGUGGAUGCUAGUCAAGCUGGUGAAGCACCAAUUGCUGUGUCUCAUACCAAUCGAAACGGACGCAAGAUCCCCGCCAAUAUUGUUCCUCGUCAAGGUCAACCGGGAGUCUACGAUGUAACCUAUAUGCCAGAGGAUGAAGGAUCGUGUCAGAUAGAGGUGAAGUUGAAUAAUUGCCAAGUACCGCGUUCACCAUUCAUGCAGAAUGUCCUACCAGCCUGCGAGCCGCAUAAGGUCCGCGUCACUGGCGAGGGUGUACAUCCCAGCCGUUCUGAUGGUCUUCCAGCCAGUCAACCAACCACCUUCCAAGUGGAUACGCGUGAAGCCGGAUCCGGCGACUUGGAGUUGACUGUCACUGACUCUGAACAGCGCCCAUUGCAACUUGAGGUUGCAGACCACGGAGAUGGUGUCUACACUUGCCAAUAUCAACCAGAAGAAGCCUGUUCUCACUACGUUGAUGUCAAAUUCGGUGGUCGUGAAAUUCCUGAGAGUCCAUAUUGCGUUAAAGUUCAUCCUGUUGGACGUCCAGACCUGUGUCGAAUAGAAGGUGGCAAUGAUCCACGAGUUCCCAUCUUCCAACCUUGCGCAAUCACCGUCAAUCCGUUGGAUGCGGGUAUGGGUAAGGUGAUGGGAAGAGUGGUUACUCCCACUGGCCAACCAGCUGAGGUUCACACAGUUGCAUUGCCAAAUGGAAAGAUCAAUGUCUGCUACACACCACAAAUGCUUGGUGAUCAUAUGGUGGAGAUCUUUUGUGGUGGGCAGGUCAUUCCUGGUGGACGGUUCAACCAGAAGGCUGUGAAUCUUGACGAGCUGAUUCAGCCUGUACCGGAAGAACGCGUGGAACGCUUCCCUCUUCAAACAAUGCAUUCAACAACACUAACUCAGUACCACGAAUCAACAAAGACUACCGGCUACUAUCCCAUUGACUUCAAACUACCCGUUGGAUCCAAAUUCGGCAACCUAGAAGGCGUUGUCCGUACGCCUGGCGGCAGAUCGAUUCGCCCAACUCUAAUAGAUAAUGGAGAUGGCACUGUCACAGCCCAAUUCCAGCCGACCGAGGAUGGCCUUCAUGAACUGGAUAUCACCUUCAAUGGUACUCCGAUAGAAGGCAGUCCUUUCCGAUUCUACGUAGAACCGGUUGGUUCGGGUCGUGUAACCGCCUACGGACCGGGACUUAGCCAUGGACGUGUUGGCGAACCGGCGGAAUUCACUCUUGUCACCAGAGAAGCAGGAGCAGGUGGCUUGUCAAUCGCUGUUGAGGGACCAUCAAAGGCCGAAAUUGUCUGCCGUGACAAUAAGAACGGGACAUGCUCGGCCAGUUACCUUCCUCUUGCACCUGGAGAGUACACUAUCUCAAUUAAAUUCAUGGAUCAGCACAUUCAAGGCUCUCCCUUCAUCGCCAAUAUCAUGGAGGAUCCAAUGAGAAUGACUCAAGUGAUGGUGGGCACGACCAGCGAGGUUCCUCUGCGCGUUUCCGAGACAGAUAUCUACAACCUCACCGCCACUGUCACCAAUCCCUCGGGCAUUGAACAACCCUCCAUGGUGAAACGUCUACCUAAUGGACAUUUAGGAAUUUCAUUUACUCCUCGUGAAAUCGGUGACCAUUUGGUUAAUGUCUUCCGCAACGGUCGACCAAUUCCCAACAGUCCUUUUAAGAUAUACGUUGGUGAAUCGGAACUUGGUAACGCUUCGCGUGUUCGUGUGUAUGGUCGCGGCCUUCGUGAGGGUCUGGCCAAUCAGAAUUGCCAGUUCACCGUCGAUACGCGUGAUGCAGGUUUUGGAGGCCUUAGCCUCUCAGUGGAGGGACCAAGUAAAGCCGAUAUUGAAUGUCACGACAACCAGGACGGCACCUGUCUGGUUACAUACCGACCCACUGAACCUGGCACCUAUAUAAUUCAUAUAAAAUAUGCUGAUGAACCAGUUCCUGGGAGCCCUUUCGCUGUGAAUAUCGGUGGUCACCCAUCUCCUCGUAUCAUGGAGAGAAUUACUAGGCAACGAGAAGUCGCCGAAACAACACACGUGGGCAGUCAAUGCGAGAUGAACCUCAAGAUUCCUGGUGUAAAUGUCCUUGAGAUGACAGCCAUAGUGACAAGUCCUUCAGGUCGAACUGAGCGAUGCGUAAUCACCGAACUUGAUCCGGCCAACUAUUGCAUUCGUUUUGUGCCCCAAGAAAUGGGUGUGCACACUGUCUCUGUCCGUCAUCGGAAUGUUCACAUACCUGGAAGUCCCUUCCAAUUCACUGUUGGACCGAUUACUGAUGGAGGCGCAAACAAAGUACGGGUCAUUGGACAGGGUAUCCAACGAGGCUACAUCAACCGCAAUAACGAAUUCAACAUUUACACUCGUGAAGCCGGUGCUGGCAAUCUCUCCAUCGCUAUCGAGGGACCGAGCAAGGCAGAAAUUGAUUUUGAGGCAAGCUACUACACACUGAAGCAGGAUCGAAAGGAUGGUUCCUGCUGUGUUUCUUUCCGUGUAUCAGAACCGGGCGAAUACUUCUGUUCCAUCCGAUUUAAUGACGAGCACGUACCAGGUUCGCCGUUCCGAUUGGAAAUUGAAGAUCCCAGCGGAUACUAUGCCACCGAGAAUAGGCAACUUAGUGUAGCAGCCGUGCAGGAUCGAGGAUUGCAGAUUGGUGUACCUAUGGCCUUCACGGUGAACUACACAGGGGCAAGAGGUCGCCUUCGUGCCUAUGUGGUGACUCCCUCAGGCCGGGAAGAACCUGCUGUCGUCCAUCCCGUCGAUGUGGAUCAAAAUGCAGUGCGAUUUACGCCACAAGAAAAUGGUCCACAUCUGGUUCACGUGCUGCUGGAUGAACGACCCAUUCCUGGAAGUCCCUUCCGUGUUCUCGUGGGUCAGGAUGACUUCAGUGAUCCUGGCCUUGUGACUGCUUCCGGUGACGGUCUGGUUCGAGGUGUCGUCGGCGAACGAAGUCGUUUCUUCGUGAAUACAGCCAACGCGGGCAGUGGGGCGCUCUCCGUAACAGUGGACGGACCCAGUAAGGUGCAACUAAACUGUGCCGAACGCAUGGAUGGCUACGAAUUCAGCUAUACACCCUAUGCUCCCGGCACCUACAAUAUCACCAUCACUUAUGAUGGACAACCCAUCGUCCAUUCACCCUUCAGAGCCUACGUCACUGGGGAUGCAGUUUAUGGGUACAGUGAAGACACUGCCCAGUUGAUAGUGAAUACCAGCGGUCGGUUGGUCACUGGACCGCAACGCUCCAUGGGAUAUUCCCGAGCUGAUGCUGUCACCUGUUCUGGCACGGGUCUAACUCAUGCCUACAUUGGAUCGACCAACACCUUCACUGUCAACGCUCAAAACGCUGGCAAUGAUGUUCUCUAUGUUGGGGUGUCUGGACCAAUCGUGCCCUGUGAGGAGGUGAACAUAAAACACCUCGGCGACAACCUCUUCAGCGUGCAGUACUCUGUUCGGGAUCGUGGACGCCACUACAUAAUGGUGAAGUGGGGUGAAACUCACAUCCCUGGCAGUCCUUUCAUCGAUGCGGGGUCGAGGGCGAAAAAUGGGAGAGCGGGAGAGGAGGAGGAGGAGGAGGAGGAGCUGAGUCUGAGGCGUGACCUCAUGCCCUCACAACUGUGCCUUGCAUCUCUAACCCAAGCCUCUCACGUGCAAUAA